This is a messenger RNA of Pecten maximus, 1608 nucleotides long. RefSeq lists its product as uncharacterized. Lineage: Eukaryota; Metazoa; Mollusca; Bivalvia; Pectinida; Pectinidae. Gene Ontology annotation, cellular component: chromatin; nucleoplasm. Gene Ontology annotation, biological process: positive regulation of DNA-templated transcription. Bases 1 to 1608 code for a protein of 535 amino acids. The record is from RefSeq and is a predicted model, not a curated record. The transcript has a single exon. Gene Ontology annotation, molecular function: ubiquitin-protein transferase activity; zinc ion binding.
AUGGCUUCAAAACUCGGCCGCUCAAUUAUCAAACCACAGCGUCCUAUUAGACCCAAAGGACAAGUAAAGUGUGAUGUCCACAAACAAAAUGAAGUCGUAUUUUUAUGCCAGGACUGUAAAAUGUUAAUCUGUACAAAAUGUUCUAUCACUCUCCAUAAAGAACAUAUAAACAGUUUUCUGGAGAUAUCUGACAUCAAAACACGACACAAUCAAAUACUCCAGGACUUUGUCAAUGAGACAGAAAAUGUAAAUAUUCCAAAACUAAACCAAGAAAUCAUCUCAUCUCGAACAAAAAUGACUUCAUGCAAACCUAUGUACGAUAAACUUCGCAAAAACAUCAUCGAUAAUAAUGAAAAAUGUAAGUUAGAGUUAGACAAAAUCACUGAGGAUUAUAUCACACUUUGUGACAAGAUGGAGGUGGCGGCCAUGGACCUAAUACAGACCCACAUCACAGACCUGGAGAGUAGACUGAAAACUUUGAGGGAACUCUCAUCAGAGUAUAAACAAACUCUCCAGACAGGAACCGGUGUACUCGUGUACGACUCGGCAUCAGAAAUCCAGGAAAUAGAUCUAGGCAUCUCACCGACACCUAACAUAGACAUGGCACAGUUUACUCCGGGUAUGGACAGACUAAGUCACCUAAAACAGGCCCUCGGGAACCUAAAACUUACUACUGACCAUCUCCAGGCAGGAUCGCCAACUAGUGGUCACUCCGAACAACGUCCAGUAGUCCGACCAAAACAGUCUACAGAGGCUGGUCAAGCGUCCACUGGAGAAGUCCGGUACAAACUUCGUGACCGUCCAACCGUCAUGUCCCAGUUCCCAUCCCCGGGUUACAUCACGUCGAUCUGUCCUACAUCUGAUGGACGUGCGUGGCUGUGUAACUAUGUCACCAACACAGUAAAUCUCAUCAACAACCAAGUUCAGGUCAUACAGACGGUACGACACAGCAGUGACAUCUGGGACAUCAGUGUGGACCCCACCACAGGUCGUCUGUGGUUCUGUUGUUGGGGUGAUAAAACUAUCUGUGAAGUAUCUACAUCACAUAAACCAGUCACAAGAUUCACUACAGAUGAUGACCCAGACAGUCUGUGUGUGACCAGGGAGGGUCGGGUAGUGGUGGGUACACGGGGUAGACAGGUGUACAAGGUGUGGGUGUAUACAGUGGACGGUCAGGUGUUACAUACAGACAUUGUGGAGGGGGGAGUACAGUCAAUAUCACAAUGUGGUGUUACAGGUAAUAUAGCUGUAGUAGUGUAUCGUAAACGUAUCAUUGUGUACAACUCAACACUCCAGCCCCUGGUCAACUACCAGGGGGAGGGGAUACAGGCCCGGGGGGAGGGGAUACAGAUAUGGGGGUCGGUCACACCAGAACAGUUUGAUCCUCGUACAGUUGUAUAUGACAGUAAGGGUAAUAUUGUUAUUGCUGACCAGACAAGGAACACAAUAGAACUGAUAAGUGGAGCAGGGAAGUACAUAAAAACACUUCACACAAACAAAGAACGACAGGGACCAGUCGGUAUACAGAAGGGUGAUGUGUUGUGGUCAAACUUAGAGUUAGAUACAGGAGAGUGGGUACUCAAACUCCUCAAGUAUUAUAGUGACUGA